UCAAUUGCAGAAAUUGAAGUUACGAGAAAUGGUUUUUCGUUCUCUAGCUGAGAAAGGUUAUCCCAAUUGAGUCGAUUAAUUUAUCAAUUUCUGGAGGAGAAACAGCAUCAAGAUGCCACCGAAGAAGGCACCCGCGCCGAGCAAGAAGACGGAGAUCAAGAAGAAGGAGAAGGUUAUCGAGGAUAAAACCUUCGGUCUGAAGAAUAAAAAAGGAGCGAAACAGCAGAAGUUCAUUCAGCAAGUGGAAAAACAGGUGAAGCCUGGGGCUCCACGGAAGGGAGAUGAUCCUCUUAAUAAGAAACUUGAGAAGGAGAAGAAGCUGCAGGAGGCGAAGGAACUGGCACUGCUUUUCAAACCAGUUCAAAGCCAGAAAGUUGAAAAAGGUACUGAUCCAAAGUCAGUGGUAUGCGCCUUCUUCAAACAGGGCCAGUGUUCCAAAGGCGACAAGUGCAAAUUCUCCCACGAUCUAACGAUCGAACGAAAAGCUGAGAAACGUUCUCUCUAUUGUGAUAUGCGAGAUGACGACAAGGAAGCUGACACUAUGGAUAAGUGGGAUGAGGAGAAGUUGGCUGAGGUCGUGGAGAAGAAGCAUGGAAGCGGUGGAAAUCGACCCACAACUGAUAUCAUCUGUAAGCACUUCCUAGCAGCUGUAGAACAAUCCAAAUACGGUUGGUUCUGGGAAUGUCCCUCAGGUCAAAAAUGCAUAUACCGUCAUGCCCUUCCCCCGGGUUUCGUCCUCAAGAAAGACAAGAAACAAGCCGACAAGAAGGACGAGAUUUCCCUGGAGGAUUUGAUCGAGAAAGAAAGAACCAAUCUCGGCCCCAACCAGACGAGAAUAACCCUGGAGACGUUCUUAGCCUGGAAAAAACGUAAACUAACCGAGAAAAAGGAGAAGGCGAUCAAGGACGAGGAGAAAAAGAGGAGUGAUUACAAAGCUGGACGGCAGGUGGGUAUAUCCGGACGUGAGAUGUUCUCGUUCAACCCUGAACUGGCGGCUGGGGAUGGAAUCGACGAUGGGGAUGAGGCCAUUGACAGUUAUCAGUUCCAUGAGGACGAUGAGGAGGGAGAGAAGAUUGAGUAUCGCGAGCUGGAUAUGGAGAGACUGGCUAUGGAGGCCAGUGAAUUGGACACCACGGGGAUCACUAUUGCUCAGGAGGACAGACUCAAGGGGUCCAAGGGGCCUGAAGUUAAUGGAGAUGCUUCUGUGACUGUAGUAGGAGAGGGUGCAGCAGCCCUGGCAAUAAACGAGAACCUCUUCACCGAGGACGACCUUGAGGGCUUGGAGGAAGAACUGGGGGACCUGGACAUGGAGGAGUGAUCCAGACCUCCCGUCAGCCAAUCUCCUCCCAACUGAGUCCUAUUACGUGCAUCCAGAUAAUCUACUGCCCGAAUACUCCCAAUUGUGGUUUAACAUCACGAUAACCUCCAUUCCCGUGGAUCAAUGAAUUAAACCCGUUAAUGAAAUUUUAUCUUCUCUCAUUCUGUUAAAAAGAUUGUGAAUCAACGAUUAAUUUUCGUGUACGAGAACUUCAAAUCUGCUAUUUAAAGUGACGUGAAAAAAUUGUGAAUUAAUUGAUGUUCCAUUAUCUUCGUUCAAUCACAUUUGAUGGGGUAAAAUAAACGAGAAAUAUUAAUUUUCAA
Molecule: messenger RNA, 1641 nt
Organism: Diachasma alloeum
Lineage: Eukaryota; Metazoa; Arthropoda; Insecta; Hymenoptera; Braconidae
Product: zinc finger CCCH domain-containing protein 15 homolog
Exons: 5
Coding region: 113-1318 (401 amino acids)
Biological process (GO): cytoplasmic translation
Cellular component (GO): cytosol
Molecular function (GO): mRNA binding; metal ion binding
Source: RefSeq, a predicted model, not a curated record